Molecule: messenger RNA, 470 nt
Organism: Drosophila elegans
Lineage: Eukaryota; Metazoa; Arthropoda; Insecta; Diptera; Drosophilidae
Exons: 1
Coding region: 109-249 (46 amino acids)
Source: RefSeq, a predicted model, not a curated record
UCGACGCCCAGGAAUCGGACGUGAGAAGGGAGCGAAGAGUUCCCGGAAAAACAGGAAAACAGAAGGAAAACUGAAGGGGAAUCCGAAUCCCCCUGCCACAACAAGGACAUGCCUUGGCAAGGACCUCGUUCGCUGUGGCUGCAAUGCCGUCGGAACUGGCUGAGAUGUGGACAUGGAAGUGGAAGUGGAAGCGGGAGCCCUAGAAUCCAGCUCUUAGUUGCUUGGAGUCGAUAUCAACGGAUUCCUUAGAUCUGGAUUCCUCAAAAGCUUUGGAAGUAGUCCUUAUCGCUACUCCCUGCUAUUAUAUCUCUCAAUGAACCUAAAGAAUAUCAUAGCAACAUCAUAUCAAUCCAUAUCGAUUUAGAACCUAUAAUUAGACAAUUGUUUUUACUGUGCUAUUGUUUUGUAUUUUUAUUGGAAAACAAAUGUGAUCUUAAGUAAAUAAAAUAAAUUACUUAUAAUUAAAGCAA